AUGUAUGUCCAUUCUCAUCCAGACAUCAGACCUAACACCUGCCCAGAUUUUGUGCAUUUUCUUCCAGGAAGUUCUGCCCCUGGUCCACUGACUAAAGGCUACAUUAGACUGUACAACAUGAGGUUCAGCCCAUUUGCCCAAAGGACAAAGCUGGUGCCCAACGUCAAGGGCAUUAAGCAUGAAACCAUUAACAUCCACCUGAAGGAAAAACCGGACUGGUUUCUGGAGAAGAACCCUCUUGGACUUGUGCCUGCUAUUGAGACCGAGACUGAUGAGGUGGUGUACGAGUCUCCCAUCACCUGUGACUACCUGAAUGAGGUCUACUCUCAAAAUGUUUACAUGAUGUGGCCGUGGUUUGAUUUGAGACUUGAGACCUUUGAUCUCAAACAUCUUCUGGACAGCACUCCUGAACUAAAAAAGUUAUGCUUAUGCAAGAGGAUCCUGCUGUCAAAGCUUUUCAUACAGCACAGGCUUUGUUUAAGACUGCUUAUGUUGAUGGCAAACCAGACUAUGACUAUGGCCUGUAAACACUGA
Boleophthalmus pectinirostris (great blue-spotted mudskipper) is the source of this 534-nucleotide messenger RNA. RefSeq names its product glutathione S-transferase omega-2-like. The record is from RefSeq and is a predicted model, not a curated record. Lineage: Eukaryota; Metazoa; Chordata; Actinopteri; Gobiiformes; Gobiidae. The transcript is spliced from 6 exons. Gene Ontology annotation, biological process: glutathione metabolic process. Gene Ontology annotation, molecular function: glutathione dehydrogenase (ascorbate) activity; glutathione transferase activity. Gene Ontology annotation, cellular component: cytoplasm. The coding region runs from base 1 to 534 and encodes 177 amino acids.